CCCUUUUGAUCGAUUCCCAGCAAAACCAUAAUCUCGUCGUGCAUGACAGUGACAGCAUACUUAUGUCGCCUGACUCUCGGAAACAACGUUCUCGCUGAUCCAGAACAGGAUCCCGCCGAAGUUGACGACGAAAUUCGGCAUGCUAUGGAGCUUCGUCAGGCUGUUGAAAAGUCGGAAUCCGACGUAUUGGCGACAGUAGGCUUUUAUAACGCUCCUGACGUACAACAAGAAGCAGCAGAGAAUUUUGCGGGCUUCUCACUUGCGGUCGGCUCAAUGAUUGGCAACUAUGUUUUGUGCUUUCCUUUCGUGGUUGCAAGACAUCGACAUCAGACCGUUCCACAGCUAUUUGCUAGACAGAGAGAUACGCCUCUGGCUUCCAUUAUGUACCUAGCCAACCAACGCAAACAAGGCGGCUGGAAGGCACUAUACCCUGGGUUCGGAUUGGGUUUACUUGCGCAAGGAUUUGCUGUCAGUUAUGAAAGCGUACUGAAUACAGUGCUGUCUAGAAUAUUCAGCAAGACAACCAGCUCAACCGCUUUCUUAACUCGAUUAUCUUUGGCCAUUGUAAACAAAACACUGGAGUUGGCUGUCUAUAUCCCUCUACACCCUAUAUAUCGAAAUGCACUAAUUGUACGAACACAAGCACAAACCCCAUUCACUCAUAUGGUUAUAACAUCCUAUUCUGGAUUCUGGAGGGCAUGCAAGAGAGAUUUGCAUCGAUUCUCCCCAUUUUCUCAACCUACCUUGGCCCACAAUGCAUUGCCCCUCUCCUCUGUGUUUAUUCCAUCAUGCCUCCUAAGUGUACUAUCCGAAAAGCUACUCACCAUUGUAUAUAAGCAUCUUCAUCGCUUCCUUUUUAAAUCUAAGCACACUGAGAAACGUCAUACCAGUAAGCGGCAGCAUCAAACACCGCGCCCACGCACUUCUUCACUUCGCCAAUCACUCGCCAGGGAAGCAUCGUCUUCUUCUCCCUCUUUGACCACGUCAAUGGCGGUGCCAGCAAAGGACAUCUCUUCCCAAGACAAGUCAUCCAAAUCCACUGCCGAUGAAACUACUCUUUACUCUUUCUAUCCUGAGGUUGUCUGUGGCAUCACAAGUAGUAUACUCACACGGGCGCUUGUUUAUCCUGCUGAGACCAUUGUGUUCCGACUGAUGUUACAAGGAAGUGGAGUACUUCAGAAUGACACAAACUACACUGGAUUCUGGAACUGCGUGACCGACAUCAUUCGGGAGGAAGGCGUGUGUUCUGGCUUGUAUCAAGGAAUGGGUGCUUGGUUGGCGGAGGUCUUACUUGGGUAUUUCAUUUUGGAAUCAUCAUGGGUCGCCCUGAGGUUGACACAAUGGCACCUGAAGAGAAAAUACGAUAAAAAAGUCGAGAUGGAAUGGCAGACUAGAAGAGCAAUGGUUCGAGAGGAAUAAUUCGAAUGGCAAUUUUUGAAAAAUUUUAUUUGUUUUUAUUGUAUAAUCUGUGAACAAAAGUAAUUAAAAAAGAUACCGCCGCUUUCAUUCAACUGGGCUUUCUUCAUCUUCUAAUGCAACGUCGUCUUCCUGUGCAAGUUCUUCUUCAUUCACUUGUUCUACAGUGUCUUCGAAAUCAUCUACUUCUGGUGCUUCUUCAACGGGAGGUUGGCCGUUGACAACAUGAAGUUCAGGGAAAAGAUUGGGGUAGUUCUC
This is a messenger RNA of Umbelopsis ramanniana AG, 1674 nucleotides long. RefSeq lists its product as uncharacterized. Bases 43 to 1419 code for a protein of 458 amino acids. The record is from RefSeq and is a predicted model, not a curated record. NCBI's taxonomy places the organism in Eukaryota, Fungi, Mucoromycota, Umbelopsidomycetes, Umbelopsidales, Umbelopsidaceae. The transcript is spliced from 2 exons. Gene Ontology annotation, cellular component: mitochondrial outer membrane. Gene Ontology annotation, biological process: mitochondrial membrane fission; mitochondrial fission.